Syzygium oleosum is the source of this 3313-nucleotide messenger RNA. Its product is annotated as disease resistance protein RPP13-like. Lineage: Eukaryota; Viridiplantae; Streptophyta; Magnoliopsida; Myrtales; Myrtaceae. The record is from RefSeq and is a predicted model, not a curated record. Bases 246 to 3125 code for a protein of 959 amino acids. Gene Ontology annotation, molecular function: ADP binding. Gene Ontology annotation, biological process: defense response to other organism. The transcript has 2 exons.
GAAAAAAUAUAGCAACUCGUCACAGGUUGGAAAAUCUUCCCAUCCACAUUUCUUGUACACCUGAUCUCCGGAACUCAUUUUCCUCUGCGAAAUAAACGAAGUGAAAAAAAGCCACCUCUCAAAGGCUCAACACCCUUUUUUCUGACCAAAAAGAAAAGCUCAACACCCUUUUACGUUUCUUGAUUCUGCUUCCCAUCUGCUUGAGAAAGCACAAGGAAGACAGCUAGAGAGACAAUCAAUCUGUAAUGGCUGUUGAAGUGGCUGCUUUCUUGCUGAAAGAGAAGCUGCAGAAUCUCAGAGCUGACCAAACCAUAAUAUACCCGAGACUGAAGGGCAGAAUCAGUACUGCCAUCAACAAUCUGCAACGGCUCUCGAGCUUCUUGAAAGACGCAGCAGAGUCGGACAAUGCAGAGGACCAAGAAAGCGAGAGAACCAAGCUCUUGUCCUCCAUCUACAGUGCAGAGGACACCAUUGACACCUACCUCCUGAGAAGAGCCCAGCAGAGGCUCAAGGACUUGGUUCCUCUGUGGAGCCAGAAGGAAGUGAGCAAAGGGUUGAAGAAGUUAAACGAUGACAUCAGGGACUUGUCCUUUUUCUCUUCACUCGAGAAAUGUCAGCCUCAACCUCAAUCUCUUCAAAGCAAAGUUCCUGUAAAUGUUGGAAAUGCCACCACUUGUGAAGGAGGAAGCACCCACCGUUGGGAAAAGAUCUCUCAUCUUCUUGACCUGGAAACAGAGGCUGUGGUUCGGAAGCAGCACAUGGAGGAGCUUGUGAAGGACUUGAUUCCUCUGCCUCAGGAAGAACAAGAAUUUAGGGUUCUUACUGUGGUCGGCUCGGGAGGCUCAGGCAAGAGCAUGAUGGUGAGAUCGAUUUGUGACAGGGUCGACAUCAAGCAGCACUUCGAGUGCCGCGCUUGGCUCUGCGUGUCCAGGGACUUCAAGUUCAGAGAUGUGGUAAUUGAUCUGAUAGAGCAGGUCUCCAUAACUCCGUUGAGUGGGAUAGACCAUUUGGGGGAUGACAUCUUGGCUGAGAUGCUUCUCAAGGCGUUGAUGCAGAAGAGGUAUCUGAUUGUGGUGGAUGAUGUUUGGAAAGUUGAGGAUUGGCACAAGCUGACAAUCCCCUUACCGGAUUUGCAAAACGGAAGCAGAGUGAUUCUUACCACUCGUUCUGAUGAAGUAGCUAAAUUGGCCGAUCCGUGGGGCAAUCCGUUACGGCUGCACCUGAUAUGUGAUGCAGAGAGAUGGGAAUUGUUGAAGAAGCAAGUCGGUAAACGUGAAGGCAAAUUGGGGGAAUACAAGGAUAUGAUCAUGGCAAAGUGCCAUUAUUCACCUCUAGACAUAGUUCUAAUGGGUGGGAUUUUGUCAACCACAGAGUCCAGUGAAUGGCCUAGAAUAGUCACCAAACUUCCGUCUGCCUGUGAAGGCCGGUUGACAUCGUUGGACAUCGUGUCUUUGAGCUUCCACGAGUUGCCGCCACGGUUGAAGGUAUGCUUUCUGUAUCUCGGUCUUUUCCCGAAAGCAUUAGAGGUUCCGGUUCGGAGAUUGUUGUGGCUGUGGCUGUCAGAGGGUUUCUUGAGUCCAACGCCUGCUGAGCGAGAAAUGAAGCUUGAACCUGAAGAUCUAGCUGACAUGUGCUUCCAAAUCCUAGUCUGGCGGAAGUUGAUUGAAGUAACAAAAUGGAAGUUGGAUGGCAGCCCGAAAAUGUGUCGCAUGGCGGGUGUCAUGCAUGAUUUCUUCUCUCCAAAAUCAGUCGGUUCAGGUCUUUUCUACAUUCGUGAUAAUGAAACCAAACUUCCUAAAAAUCACAAGAUUCGACGGUUCGUGGAGUAUUUGGAAAGUGAGAAGAUUUUGGACUAUUCCAUCGAUGAAAAUCUACGUUCUUUUGUGUCUUUCAACAACAAACUCAGGGGUAAGGCCAACAGAGGAAUUGGUACAUUUUUCAAAUCCUUGGUCCAUAAAAAGGGGUUUGUAUUGCUAAAGGUCCUUGAUCUAGAGGGUGUCUACAAACCUAUGCUUUCUGAGAUAGUGGGCAAUUUACUUCUUUUAAGGUUUCUAGGCUUGAGAUCGACAGCACUAGAAUCAAUCCCCUCGGCUGUCGGAAAGCUGCCGUGCCUAGAAACUCUGGAUCUGAAGCACACUAACGUGACCACCCUACCCAACUCGAUUUGGAAGGCGAAGAACCUUAGGCAUCUGUACAUGAACGAUGUUCACGUCGACGCAUUAUUCCAGAAGCUGAGUAAAGGUUCUUUAAGCAAUCUUCAGACACUGAGGGGGCUGUAUGUCGGUAACGAAAUUGUCGUGACCAACAGUUUGGAUAGACUGGUUAACGUCCGGAAAUUGGGACUGACAUGUCACAAGAAGUCAGUGAAGGCUGUGGUAAAAUGGGUUCUGCUACUGCCUAAUCUUCAUUCUCUGAAGUUGAGGUCAAUUGAUGAGUUCGGUAAGCCGUCGAACAUUUACUUAGUGUCCCUGGAGAAACAGACCAAGCUCUGCAAGUUAUACUUGCUCGGGGCACUAGUGAAGCAAGUAAACCUGAGCGGGGUACUCCCAUCGUGCCUCAAGAAACUUACAUUGUCAAUGUUGGCACUGAAGGAAGAUCCUAUGCCAGUGCUGAGCAAGUUGCCAGAGCUAAGCAUCCUCAGACUCUUUGCUCAUUCGUAUUUAGGACGUCAAAUGACUUUCGAUGGUGAGGGAUUUCUGAAACUCAGGGUUUUGAAGCUGUGGAUGCUCAACCAACUGAGGAGCUGGACAGUGAAGAAGGGAACGAUGCCUAUCUUACAAGAACUAGAAAUCAGAGCGUGUAAUGCGUUGAGGAAGAUUGAUGGAAUCGAGCACUUGCAAGGCUUGAAGGAACUUACUCUGACUGAUAUGCCAGAGGAUUUCAUAGAAAUAAUCAAAAGAGGUGUAGGAAGGGAAAUGUACAUCAAAGUAAAUGAGUGGAAGCUUUCUCGUCAUCAGGCAAAUCAGGUCCAGACUGCAGAUGAAGAUGAUUGGUACGAAGACGAGGAUGACAGCAACAGCUAUGUUGAAGAAGAAGAAGAAUACUAUAAGGAGGAAGGAGAUGAAAGUGGUGAAGUUAAUGUAGAUGGACAAGAAGAUCACAACGAAAGUGUUGAUGAGAAGUGAACAAAACAAGUUUGAGUUUGUUGUUUAAAUCUGUUCUAUUAUUGUUCAUAGCAAAUACACUGCUUGCGGGAACUUUCUAUUAGUGUAUGUACAUAUCUUGCUCAGUUGCAGAACCAAGUGCUUGUUUUCUUAAGAAAGAACUACUUUGUAACAUUCUGUCAUUCAAGUGUUUGAUGAUCGAACUAGUA